AACAUUCAUACAUUUAAUGUAGAUAAUCCAAAAUGUACAUGGCAAAUGUUGUUUUUAAAGAAAAUUCUGUACACCUGUGUUAGACAGUAAGACCAACACCAAAGAAUAUUACUCCACCAAUGAGAGGAAUACAUAGUCACAACACAAAUUCUUGUUGCAUUGGGGAAAUAAACCCUCUACUUUAACAUUGUUUUUCUUUAUCUUAUCUUUUCCUGGUGCUGCAGUAGUAAUACGCUUGAAGUUAGUUAUUAGCAGUGUACAUUUACAUUGUAAAGAAUAGAGGGCAAAUCAGAAUUGUUCAAACGAUUGUAGCAAAACAACGACCGCGUAUAAAGUUUUAGAUUAACAUUAUCAAGUUCAACAUUAUCGAGUCAAGAUGAAGAAGAAGGUCCUUUUAAUGGGUAAAAGUGGCUCUGGGAAGACCAGUAUGCGUAGCAUUAUUUUUGCAAAUUAUAUUGCUCGUGAUACUCGUCGUCUUGGAGCAACAAUUGACGUGGAACAUAGUCAUGUAAGAUUUCUUGGUAAUUUGGUGCUAAAUCUUUGGGACUGUGGUGGCCAGGAAGCAUUUAUGGAAAAUUAUUUUGCAUCUCAACGGGAUAAUAUAUUUAGGAACGUUGAGGUUUUAAUCUAUGUUUUCGAUGUUGAGUCAAGAGAAUUGGAUAAAGAUAUGCAUUAUUAUCAAAGUUGUUUAGAAGCAAUACUGCAAAACAGUCCAGAAGCAAAAAUAUUCUGCCUAGUACAUAAGAUGGAUUUGCUUCAAGAAGAUCAGCGCGAUGUGAUAUUUAGGGAGAGAGAAGAGGACUUAAGAAGGCUUAGUUUACCCCUUGAAUGUACUUGUUUUAGAACUAGUAUAUGGGAUGAAACUUUGUAUAGGGCAUGGUCUUCUAUUGUGUAUAUGUUGAUUCCCAAUGUGAAAGAACUUGAACAAAGUUUGAAACAAUUUACAAAUAUUAUUGACGCCGAUGAAGUCCUACUGUUCGAAAGAGCAACAUUUUUGGUAAUAAGUUAUUGUCAGAGACAACAUCAUAGAGACGUUCAUAGAUUUGAAAAGGUUUCAAAUAUAAUAAAACAAUUCAAGUUAAGUUGUAGCAAAUUAGCGGCACAGUUUCAAAGUAUGGAAGUUAGAAAUACCAAUUUUGCGGCAUUUAUCGAUGUAUUUACGUCGAAUACAUACGUAAUGGUUAUUAUGUCGGAUCCUGCAAUUCCAUCGGCGGCAACGCUAAUUAAUAUCCGUAAUGCUCGAAAGCAUUUCGAAAAAUUAGAGCGUGCUAGCCAAAGCUCGGCAUUGAGUAGAUAGAAAUCAAUUCGACCCAGGCGCGUUGUCACCCGGGUCCAAGCUAUUAUGCAUUAUUGAAUCUAAGAGUGACUUUGGAUUCAAGUCACCAAGAUGAGAGUAUGAUUGUACAAGAUUUUCUUAUUUGUCUAUCACGAAUUAUCAAUAAGUUUCUUAAUGAUUUAUUAACAUCAGCAUGCAACUACUAACAUAGACAUAGGCAAAAAUACAAAAUUUUAAUAAACUUUCUAUUACAAGUACCUAUACUUUUGACGAUACAAAAUCGAUAGCAAUAGUUACGUGAAGGUACCAAGAACUGCGUGAAUUAACAAUAAACGUAAAACAUAAGUCAUCUGAGAAUUCAAAAGUUUGCGUUAAUCAUAACGUAAUGUAUAAUUCUUUUCUAUUCUGUGUUGUAGAAGAAUGCUCUUUAUCUUGAUUCUUAGAUCAUUCAUGGUUCCCUGGGUGAGCUAUUUUCCUGGUUCCAUGUUGUAUGUUUCAUUUUUGUACAGCAAUUUUUCUGGCCUGUCUCAAAGAUGUAUAUUUUCUUACGUUAUUCACUUAACAUAAUAAUAUACUAAUUGUAAGGAUCAUAUUCAAUUUCAAUGAAGAUUAAUUCAUUGCCAUUUUUGUCUGGAUUUAUGUAAAUGUAAAAGAUAUUGAAAAUUAUUAUUGUUAUUAUUAUUAUUAUCAUUAUUAUAAUUAUAAAAGAACAAAUGUUGAAUUUUUAUGAAUUUAUUUACGGCUGUAUUUAGUAUGAUAUUUGAAAAGAUAAAAAGUGUUGUAAUAUGAAUUUGUGCUUAAACAUGUAUACUUAAGCUGUAUUUUAUAUAUGUACAAAUAAAAAAUGUAAAAAAGCA
This is a messenger RNA of Megalopta genalis, 2133 nucleotides long. It is a transcript of the gene RagA-B, whose product is annotated as Ras-related GTP binding A/B. Gene Ontology annotation, cellular component: lysosome; Gtr1-Gtr2 GTPase complex; nucleus. The record is from RefSeq and is a predicted model, not a curated record. Gene Ontology annotation, biological process: cellular response to starvation; positive regulation of TORC1 signaling; negative regulation of autophagy. Gene Ontology annotation, molecular function: GTPase activity; GTP binding. NCBI's taxonomy places the organism in Eukaryota, Metazoa, Arthropoda, Insecta, Hymenoptera, Halictidae.